Boleophthalmus pectinirostris (great blue-spotted mudskipper) is the source of this 1577-nucleotide messenger RNA. It is a transcript of the gene rad9a, whose product is annotated as RAD9 checkpoint clamp component A. The coding region runs from base 273 to 1436 and encodes 387 amino acids. Gene Ontology annotation, biological process: mitotic intra-S DNA damage checkpoint signaling; DNA repair; DNA replication checkpoint signaling. The transcript is spliced from 12 exons. Gene Ontology annotation, cellular component: checkpoint clamp complex. NCBI's taxonomy places the organism in Eukaryota, Metazoa, Chordata, Actinopteri, Gobiiformes, Gobiidae. The record is from RefSeq and is a predicted model, not a curated record.
GCCCCCCCAAGCAAAGGCCAUCCACCCAUGCGCUCUUGGCGCGUGCGUCCAAGUCCCACUUCUCUCAGCCCGAUUUCUAUUGGAUAAAAAUACGGAAGUCUUUUAUGGCGGCGUAAACAAGACACACGGCACCAAAAAUAUAGACAGUUUACCCGGACAUGUAGCAAUGCAAAAAGUUACCAGGUUUAAAUAAAAGGCGAGCAGAUUACAAUAAUCCCCAGUGUUUUAUUUUUAAAUACAUGAUCGUGUACAGCUAACUUGCCUCCAAGAGCAUGGACUGCGUAGUCACCGGAGGAAACGUUAAAGUGUUGGCCAAAGCUGUCCACUCCUUGUCCCGAAUUGGAGAUGAGCUUUACGUGGAGCCGCAGGAGGAUGGGCUGGCCCUGCGGUCUGUGAACUCGUCUAGAUCUGCCUAUGCUUGUUUCCUGUUUGCACCACUCUUCUUCAGCAGGUACACUACAGCCAGUGGCCAUUCCUUUCGCUGCAAGUUGGCAAUAAAGAGUGUACAAUCAGUAUUCAGAUCUUUGACAACUUUGGAGAAAACUGUGGAGAAAUGUCACAUGAAAUUAGAUGAGGAAAAGAGUCGCCUCACAUUUACUUUGCACUGCAAACACGGCCUACUGAAGACACAUAACCUGUCUUUCCAGGACAGUGAAAGUUUGCAAGCAGUAUUUGAUAAAGACAGCUCUGCCAAUAAAUUCAGAGCCCAGCCCAGAUUGCUGGUGGAUACAGUUGUUCACUUUCCUCCCUCUCUUGAGGAAGUGACUCUCUCAGUGAGUGAAGACCGCAUGUGGUUCAAAAAUCACGUGGAGGAAGAUGCAGAGCCAUCUAAGGCUAUGCUUACAGAGCUAUGUCUGUCUUCUGAUGAGUUUGACCAUUUUUAUGUACAAACUCAAAACAGCAUCACAUUUUGCCUAAAGGAGCUUCGAGGUUUGUUGUUAUUUGCUGAGUCCACUGGUCUGCCCAUUUCUAUAUACUUUGAUGAGCCAGGCAGUCCUGUUGUGCUUUCAGUUACAGACAGUGUUCUAGAUGGAAACUUUGUGUUGGCAACACUUUCAGAUGAAAAUAAUCACAAAAGCAACACUAGGUCGUGCACUCAACCUUUGCCCCCUCCUGAUGACUUUAUGAAUGAUGAUAUGGAUUCCUACCUCAUCGCCAUGGACACAAGUAUUAGCAUUGUACCAGGUCCAGCAGAAAUGGCCUCAACCCCGUUAGACAGAGCUGAAUCUUCAAAAUACAGAGCAGUGAAUCACAGGACACGGCUACACAGUGAAGAUGAAGAUGAAAUAGACCACACAGAUGGGCCGCCAAAUAAGAAGUUUUGUUCACUUUUCUUUGGAUCAGUCCUGCCUCCACCUUCUCAGAUGUCUACUCAGCCCAUGACGACUCAGGAAGUGUUGGCUAGUGACAGUGAAGAUGAAACUCAGUUGGAAUAACGUUUGACCCUUAUAUUACAGCUUUUAUUUGGACAAUAAUGCGGGGGUUUAAAAUAGUUAAAUUAUGAACAGAAGUCCAUACUGUUAAUUAUUCUUCAUAGUUUGAUUGUCCCUGUAAAUAAAAAACAGUAUUUACUCAGA